Molecule: messenger RNA, 1362 nt
Organism: Paraglomus occultum
Lineage: Eukaryota; Fungi; Glomeromycota; Glomeromycetes; Paraglomerales; Paraglomeraceae
Source: the annotation of a GenBank genome assembly
AUGAAGUUAAAUGAUGAAUGCCUUGAUUCCUUGAAAUUUCGCGCCUUCUGGGAAAAGGAAACUAGGCCUUCCAUAAUGAGAUUUUUAACGUACCGACUCCUAUCAAGUGAGUUGGAGGAUGAAGAAACCGAGCAUAGUUGCUAUAGUAGUGAACUGCACAAAAUCAGUUUGCAUUAUCCCGACGCGAAUUCCGAUAUUGGACGGAAAGUAGCCAAGUUGAAACGAACUUUUAAGGCAAGUGUUCUUAUUAUACGGACAAUUCCAAAGAUAAUGCUGUGCAGCACCGUCAUCAACUACCCUGCUGGUUGCGGCCUGCAGGGAAACCCGAUAAGUUCCCUCACUUCUCUAUCUGUUUGCAAUCCAUACAAGAAAACCAAAAAUUCGAAACAGAUAAAGCAGUUCUGGGAGCUCCAUAUGGCGAAGGAAAGAGCAGCUUUGGAAAACCAAGCAACAAAAACGAUAUCCGAAUUACAAAUCAACACUCUGUUACAUAAAGAUACAGUUACCCAUUCCACUGCAGUCUCAGAACUUGCACGGAGUAAGAUUACAUUUGCGGUCCAGGAAUUAGAUCCACUUAAUAUUAAUGACAGUGAAGUCCUCAAUGCACAACUAAAACGCAAAUCUGCAAGUGACAGCCCUUGCAUGUUUUGUUUAUCAGUUCAAGAAAUUUUACUUCAUAAUAGAUACUUGAUCCAUGCCAAACAAAAAAAAGACCUUGCAGUGAUUCCACAACUCUGCAGGCAUCAUCACCAUUCCAAACAAGUGAUGUUUGGUCUGAUGACAAUGCUGAGUCCCAUUUUUGCUGACCCUGAUCAUGAUGUCUUUUUGCAAUGGUCUAACAAGGAGGCACCUGAAUCCAAAGCAAGGAAAUUGACAGGUCGUGCAAAGCAACCUGAUGCCAUUAUAAGCAAUGUUGACCAGUUGUCUUGGGGUUCCAGUAGGGGACAUGGUGAAGCUAAAGUGCAGGAAGAGGUGGACAACCUCUACAGCCUUUGCACUGAUCUUAUCUGGAUUGCUGUGUUUAAUAAGGAUGCUAUUGACUUUUAUAACAAGGACUGCAUGCUUGGAUUUCAAGUCAUCGGGUCACACAUCACAUUUUACCUCUCCACUCUUUUAUAUGACAGUCUGUAUGUUAUGGUAGAGAUUGGUCAUCUCAAUGUGCCCAUGUCACUUGAGCAGCUGCCUGCCUUCAUCACCAGUCUUGACACACUUCUUGUUGUCUCCAAUGCAUUCUGGACUAAUUGUGCUAUGUCCCACCCUGUUGCAGAAAUGGAACCAAACAAGCGCAAUACCCUUGCAACACCAAACUUUAAAGAGCUAAUUGCAAAAAGCCGUGAUCGACAUCGUCCAUGUCAAUUAUGA